Messenger RNA from Phlebotomus argentipes, 1867 nucleotides. RefSeq lists its product as uncharacterized. The coding region runs from base 393 to 1862 and encodes 489 amino acids. Lineage: Eukaryota; Metazoa; Arthropoda; Insecta; Diptera; Psychodidae. Gene Ontology annotation, cellular component: nucleus. The transcript is spliced from 7 exons. The record is from RefSeq and is a predicted model, not a curated record.
UCGAGGAUUGGUUUUCGGUGAGGAAACUCGCGGUGGAAAAGGUAACAUUUUCGCGCUUGUGUGUGGAUUUUUCGUGCGGUGUGUCGAAGCAGGUGUCGAUGGAUUAGCAUUUGACCGAUUGCAGAAAGUUGCAUUGGCCGUUGAUUAGGAGUGCGCGCAGAGAGUGACGGAGCUGGUUUUUUCGGCACAGCAGUUGCAUGCAACUGCAUCAUUAAUUUCAUCAACUGUGCAGAAAAUCGGUUUAUGCUUGAGAAAGGAGCAAAAGACCCGCAAAUGUGCCAUCGGGCGUGACACGGCGGGGACUUUCUGAGCGGAAAGGACCAGACUAGGUCGUCUAUGGAUGGCCACGGCGGCACGCAGAGGAAGAAGCCGACGAGUUCCUCGCGAAUGUGAUGUCUUCCACGAGUAUGGAUAUUAGUGAAACCUUCCGGCCGGAGGAUUUGUCGAAAACGGACUUCUUCGACUUUGUCUCGGCAUCCACACCACAGAUGGGCAUCGGCGUGGGUGUGGACAGGCCUCCAGGUAUGGACACGAAUGGUGGCAGUGGUGAACACCCGCCCCUCCAAGGAUACGAUCAGUUCUGGGGCACCGACAAGGAUCCCAACAGACUGGAUCCAGCCAUUUUUGAGGACCUCAACCGUUUCUACUGGAAUCAGCAGGGCAGCAACAUGGCCAGCACGCCGAAUUCCAUCACUAACACAGACGGACAAAUCUACACCUUAACAGUAUUAAACAACUCGGAGUCGUGGCUGAAGAAGGAGCCCGCGCAGGACCCGGCAGCCGCGCAGCCGCUGGACCUGGACACCCUCCUCGGCAGCUUCCCGGGCUACAUAAAGUCCGAGUACUCGUACGAGGACAGCGGCUUCGGCACCGAAAAGACAGACGAUCUCCUCCUCCAGCAGCCCACGCAGCCAUCGGUCUCUGGUGCAGUUACCGUGAAUAGUACAAAUGGGGGCAACAGCGUCGUGACGGCGGCCUUCCAGAACAACAACAACGACUGGCAGAUGGCCGAUCACAACAACACAGAACAGGACUCGCCUGAAUCCCUGCUGCGGAGUGCGCUGCAAGGGAAGGGAUACGCUAAGGGACUGCAAGUCCAGAAUGGCAUUACAAUCAUCCAGGCUGGGAAUGUGACAAAGAGUGACGAGGAGCUGAGGAGAGCGCUGUUCUCUCCCGAUCAGGAGGCGAUCGGCUUUGCGGACUCCACGCUCGCCAAUCCCUUGUUCGAGGACUCGGCCGUGAGCUCGCCGCAGCAAACGGGCCCCAGCUCGUCAGGUGGCCACGUGGUGGAUGACAUGUUCCUCACGCUAGACUCCGCCUUCACGGACGACUUCGAGAAGCUGAAGCGAAUCGCGUCGGAGGUGCAGCAGUUCUGCACGACCACGGACAACUUCAGCGAGGUGAUCAUCGCCAGCAACACUGCCAUGCCCGCGGGGGCGCAGAAAGGCGCGCGCACGGGCGUCGUGGAGGUGUCCACGACCAGCCAGGCGCCCGCCACCACCACCACGAGUCCCGCGAAGCCCGCGAAAAAGUACAAACGCCUCCCGAGCGGCUCCACGGCCAGCCUCAACGCCUCGAGUCCGCCGGCGUGCAACGGACAGCGCAAGGAGCGCUCGCUGCACUACUGCAACAUCUGCUCCAAGGGCUUCAAGGACAAGUACUCUGUCAACGUGCACAUCCGCACGCACACCGGCGAGAAGCCCUUCGCCUGCUCGCUAUGCGGCAAGAGCUUCCGCCAGAAGGCCCACCUCGCCAAGCACUACCAGACGCACCUCGCGCAGAAGAACACCGGCGUCGUGAAGAACUCCAAGGCGGCCGCGGCCGCGGCGGCAGCCGCCGCGAACGGCGCCACCAUCAGAUAAGCCCC